AUGUAUUCCUCCCAAGGUGAUAAGAAGGAUUCCGACGUCGAGAUGGGCGAGGCCACUUCUCCGGCUCCGGUUCUAACUUCUCCGGCGGAAGCACCGGCUUGUGUUGCCUGUCAUCUUUCUUUCCGAGAGGAACUAGUUCGUCGUCAAGCCGAGAAAAAACUAGCUCAAGCUGGCUCUGAGUUUCCGUCUUCUUCCGCGCAGGUCGUUGCCUCGUGUCAUGGGACCGAAGUCAUGGCUCUUCUCCCGCAAGCCCUAUCUGCAGGAUCUUCCACGACUCCGAUCCUUCUCGAGGACAAGGAGAAGGCCGCUGACUCUAUGACUCCUCCUCCAGCCAGAAAAGACGUCGUUCUGGCAUUGCGUGCUCCUAGCGCUGUCCUGGCUACUCAGCCUAAGAGUCGGAAGAGGAAACUUGCCAAGAAUGGUAACGGGGAGAAUUCGCAGCGAGGUGGAUCGAGCCUAGCAUCGGGCCUUCGCGGAAAGGAUUAUCUCUUUCUUGAGAAUUUUCAGCGUUCGCAGUUCAUAUCGUUGAUCGAUAGGAUGAUCGGCGAAUGUGGUUCUGAGAUCAGUCGCCUUUCCGGGGAGUUGGUGGAGCUUCAGGGCAGAUGGUCCGAAACCGAGGCCAUGUUGACGGCUGUCAAGGACUCUCACUCUGCGAAAGUGUCGAAGCUCGAGGUUGCGAUAGGAGAGCUUGAGAGGGACCUUGGGAAGAGGGCGACUUCCUUACUUAAGGAAAAGAAGGCCAGGAAGGCCAAAUCCUUGGAGAUUCACCUUACAUGUCUGAAAGAUAAAUCUUUGUGCCUUCGAGUGCUAACUGUGCUUGCUGAUGAAUCAAAACUGACGACCUACUCUCCUGAUAUGUUGAAAUGGGCGCAUAAAUUUUCUGUCUCAGCAGUGUCGAUCAACACCAUGCUUGUGGUGGCAAUUGACACUCGAGACAGAGAGAUUAUACUGACUGGAAAAGUCAAACCAGAUCAACACGCCUGCAGUGAUCUUAAGGAGGACCAUGGCCACCAUGAACAUGAAUCUUACUAUGGAGAUAGAGACACAGAGAGCAUACUCAAGAUGGUGGAAGAUCUGCUCAAAUCUAUCAAAAAGGAGGACCACAAGUUAGCUUUAGAUGGUAAAACUGAUAAUGUGGCUUCAAGUAUUAAAAAGGCACCAGUUAGUGGUGGUUGUAGAAUCGUAGGCUAUGUGCGUGCCAAGAAGGUCCCUGGAGAAAUCAUUAUCUCAGCUCAUUCAGGAGCUCAUUCGUUCGAUGCUUCUCAAAUGAACAUGUCUCAUUAUGUUUCCCAUCUCUCCUUUGGUAAAAUGAUUUCAGAAAGGUUGUUGACUGAUAUGAAACGCUUAAUGCCUUAUCUUGGCCUAAGCCAUGACAGGCUUAAUAACAAAUGGUUAGUAAAUGAAGGACAGUUUGCUGCUAAUGUUACCAUCGAACAUUAUCUUCAAAUAGUCAAAACAGAGGUCGUUUCAAGAAGAUUCGGUCAAGAACACUCAGUGAUUGAGGAGUAUGAGUAUACGGCUCAUAGCAGCGUGGCUCAUGGUUACUAUUACCCUGUUGCCAAGUUUCGCUUUGAUCUCUCUCCUAUGCAGGUCUUAAUAAGUGAGAACCCAAAGUCAUUCUCACACUUCAUCACAAAUGUUUGCGCCAUCAUAGGUGGUGUUUUCACGGUUGCGGGGAUACUAGAUUCGAUAUUUCAAAACACAUUCAGACAGGUGAAGAAGAUCGAGCUUGGAAAAAACAUUUGAUCAAGAGUGAGUGAGUGGUUUAGAUGUUACUUCUUUUCAGUUUCUUGUAAGAUCUUAAAAUCAUUAAAAAAUCUCAGUUCUUACAUACCUUCUAGACUAUGUUUGUUUUGGAAUAUCAGUUUCAGAGGAUAAGGAAACAAUGUUGGCUGUA
Molecule: messenger RNA, 1897 nt
Organism: Brassica oleracea var. oleracea
Lineage: Eukaryota; Viridiplantae; Streptophyta; Magnoliopsida; Brassicales; Brassicaceae
Exons: 11
Coding region: 1-1746 (581 amino acids)
Cellular component (GO): endoplasmic reticulum; COPII-coated ER to Golgi transport vesicle
Source: RefSeq, a predicted model, not a curated record